Messenger RNA from Erinaceus europaeus (western European hedgehog), 2114 nucleotides. It is a transcript of the gene MID1IP1, whose product is annotated as MID1 interacting protein 1. The transcript is spliced from 2 exons. Bases 548 to 1099 code for a protein of 183 amino acids. The record is from RefSeq and is a predicted model, not a curated record. Lineage: Eukaryota; Metazoa; Chordata; Mammalia; Eulipotyphla; Erinaceidae. Gene Ontology annotation, cellular component: cytosol. Gene Ontology annotation, biological process: regulation of lipid biosynthetic process.
UGGCCCAGCGCGCCCCGCCCCGCAGCAGAGAGGCCGAGGAGUGUUACUCGCGGUCAUCCUGGGCCUUUUAUCUCUGCGCUGCCGGGGAGGCGGGAGGUGGAGACACCGAGAGUGGGCCGAGCGCCGGCGACACCUUUCCAGGCUUCUAUAAAUGGAGCACCUGGGAUGGGUAGGGGGCUCACGCCACUAGCGACGCCUUCAGUCCCUGUCCGGCCACAGAGCGCAGCAGUGCCCACAGUCAGCCGCCGCCAGCUCCGGGAGCCGUGAGCAGCCGGGGAUCUCGAGGAGUCAAGCGAGGCCAGGACUCGCCCCGCGGACCACGCGCCCCCAUCCUCGCCAGCUUCCGGACGCCGGGCAUCCCGCAGGUGCCAGGCGGCGAUCGAGCCGAGAGUGGCAGCAGGCGGCGGCGGAGUCGGGGAUCCCGCAGCAGCAGCUGUAGCCAGGCCCGGGGCGCGGGCCUCCCAGAGCGCGUGAAGGCGGCCACUCCUCGCCCCGUGGGCCAACCCGCCUCCCUGUCUGCCUGUGUCUCGACGCCCGUACGGCCACCAUGAUGCAAAUCUGCGACACCUACAACCAGAAGCACUCUCUCUUCAACGCCAUGAACCGCUUCAUCGGCGCAGUGAACAAUAUGGACCAGACGGUGAUGGUGCCCAGCCUGCUGCGCGACGUGCCCCUGGCCGAGCCCGGGCUGGACAACGACGUGGGCGUGGAGGUGGGCAGCAGUGGCGGCUGCCUGGAGGAGCGCUCGUCCUCGGCCCCCGGCCCUGGCAGUGCCAACGGCAGCUUCUUCUCUCCCAGCCGGGACAUGUACAGCCACUACAUGCUACUCAAGUCCAUCCGCAACGACAUCGAGUGGGGAGUCCUGCACCAGCCACCACCACCGGCCGGGAGCGAGGAAGGCAGCGCCUGGAAGUCCAAGGACAUCCUCGUGGACCUGAGCCACCUGGAGGGCGCGGACGCCGGCGAGGAGGACCUGGAACAGCAAUUCCACUACCACCUGCACGGGCUGCACACCGUGCUCUCCAAACUCACACGCAAAGCCAACAUCCUCACCAACAGAUACAAGCAGGAGAUCGGCUUCAGCAACUGGGGCCACUGAAGCAGGACGCCUGCGGCUGUCCAGCACCCUUCCGGCCCCAUCUUCUCACCCUCUUUUCCCCUCAAAGCUAUUCCCUUUCUGGCUGUUGGGCGUGAUGGGCAGACUGUAAAGUUGUCGGGGGUGGGAGUGGGGGGGCUGCGUACGUGCAGGGGGGCGCAGCGGGACUGCAUGGAGGGGACACUGGGGAGAAGAGAGUGCUAGUGGGAGAGACAGGGCUCUAGGACCUUCCAGCCGGGAGGGAGAGGCCUACAUUCUGUGUUGAAAGGAACGGGACUGAGCUGACGCCCUGCAUUCAGCCUGUGCCUUUCCUGGAGUUUCUUUUCUACUCCUUCCGGAGGAAAAGGGCCGAGAAGGGGCCCUGCCAGGGCGCGGCGCCGGGUUGCCACACUUGGGAGCGCCGCCCAGAGCUGGGUGCUGGUUGAAGGCGGGGCACACAGCCUUGCCGUUGGGCUGGUGGAGGCCGCAGCCUAGUUAGGAUUGCAUCAGUUUUCCUGUUUGCACUAUUUCUUUCUGUAACUGUGGCCCUCUUUUAAGUAUUUCGAAUCUCCUUCUGAAACUUCAGUGAUUCCAUUGUGAUAAGCGCACAAACAGCACUGUGUGGGUAACUGGUACUACUUUAUUAAUGAUUUUCUGUUACACUGUAUAGUUGUCCUGUGGCACCCUUCUGUCCCUUUCAACACCACCCCACCCCCAUCCUGUGUGUGUAAUCUGGCACUGUGCCAUUUUGUACGAAGCUUGCCACUCAGCCAGUGAAAAUAAUAGCAUUAUUAUGAGAAAGUGGACUUAUCCGAAAUGGAACCAACUGACAUUCUAUCCUUGUCGUACAUAGAAUGAUGAAGGGUUCCACUGUUGUUAUUAUGUCUUAACCUUAUUUAAAACUUUUUUAAUCCAGAUGUAGACUAUAUUCUAAAAAAUAAAAAAAAGUUAAAUGUGUUAACGCCACAAAAAAACUUUGCUCCUCUUUAAUCCCCCAACUAAUGCAUUAGUCGUUGAAUAAAAAGCACAUUUAAUUGAG